AGUGAGUGUAGUGGUGGUGAGUAGUGGUGAGUGAGUGUAGUGGUGAGUAGUGAGUGAGUGUAGUGGUGGUGAGUAGUGAGUGGUGGUGAGUGUGAAUGAUGGUGAGGCUCAGUGCGCUUGAGAUGGAGAUUCGGCGCGGAACCACGCGGAGGAGCCACGUGGAGGCGCUGCUGAGAGCCAACGGCGGUGGUGGUGUUGGAGUUGGUGUUGGUGGUGGUGUUGGUGGUGUUGUUGGUGGUGGUGUUGGUGUUGUUGGUGUCUCUGUGCGUGUGGCUGAGCUCGCCGCUGGCCUCGCUGGCGGCGCCUCGCGGCUGCUGCCGCCGCUCCUCGCCGCAGGACGCCCGGCACAGGCGGCGGCGGCGGCGGGCGUUGCCCUAGGGGCACUGGAGAGGGGCCGAGGUGCCCUCAGGGCACUGCAGCGAUACAGGGAGGGUAGGGCGAGGGGUGAGGGUGAAGGACUCGCCGAGUCUCAGGAACUGGGACCGGUCUGCACAGCCUCCCUCUCUGUGUCCGAGAUCUCCCUGCGUCUAUCUUGGAGAGAAGAUGCAGUACAAAACCACAGUGUUGCAGUGGUUGCGUUGCUCAGGCUGGGAGCCCAAGUGCUGGACACGGAGGCUGAGAUCACGACCGUGGGAACUCGCUCCCUCUCACUCAGCACGCCACUCAACUUUGAGGAGGUGGACCACGACUUCUGUCUCACCCUGGAGGUGUAUUCCUCCUGUCUGGGUCUGGUGGGGUCGGAUGGACGCGACUGGAGGCCGUGUGAGGGACAGGCAGAGACACGGAGACACGGAAACAGAGACACGGGGACACAGAGACAGAGGGAGGUGAAGUAUGUCCUGGUGGCUCAAACGACGCUCACCCUUCAGGACGUGCAGCCUCACCUCGCCACUCACCAACUCAUCCCCACCUCAGCCGGUGUGUCUCCGUGUCUCCCCGUAGCCAGCUGUGUCUCGCUGCGACUCUCAGCGCUCCCGGUCUGCGUGUCCACAGACUCUGUCUCAGGGUGGCUCAGUGUUCAGCGAGCAGGUUCUCUGUGGUCCCGCUUGCACUGCGUGGUGAGGCGCUCCACUCUCUGCUGUUUCUACUCCCCGCUGGAGCUGCAGGCAGCCGUGGAGCCUACAGAGAUCCUCCACCUCACCAGGGACAUGGCGGUGCAUGCGAGUGAGCGGGGAAGCGUCCACCGUUUGUUCUCAAUCACCCUCACCCCCUCCUCCUCCUCCUCACCAGCCACCACCCUCACCACCACCCUCACCACCUCCUCCUCACCAGCCACCACCCUCACCACCCUCACCACCACCCUCACCACCUCCUCACCAGCCACCGUGCCCGGCACAAUCCAUCUGCAAGUUGACUCUCGAAGCCUCAUGCGGCACUGGGAGAUCGGGCUGAGGAAACACCUCAGGGACAUGGCUCGCUGGGGUGAGUGCGCAGAGACGGCUAUGGUCAUGGCUGCUCCUGUCGCAAGGAAGCCAUACUUCACCACAAGUUGCACCACCACCACCACUACCACCACUACCAGCAGUAGCAGCAGCAGCAGCAACCAGCAACAUUUAGGUGCUGCGCGUGGCUCCUCCCACUCUCCCGAGGCUCCGCCUCCCUGGGCCGCCCUUUUUGAGCAGUCUCCGCUCCGAUUGGUCGAACACUGCGGCCCCGCCUCCCCACUUGCCAGCGCCUCUCCCCGAUUGGCCGACCCUCGGCCAACCUCUCGCCGAUUGGUCGAGCCUCGACCCCGGCAAACCUCUCCCCGAUUGGCCGAGCCUCGGCGGACCUCUCCCCGAUUGGCAGAGCCUUCGCCUCGGCCAACCGCUCACGGAUUGGUUGAGCCUCGACCUCGGCGAACCUCUCCCCGAUUGGCCGAGCCUCGGCGGACCUCUCCCCGAUUGGCCGAGCCUCGGCGGACCUCUCCCCGAUUGGCCGAGCCUCGGCGGACCUCUCCCCGAUUGGUCGAGCCUCGGCGGACCUCUCCCCGAUUGGUCGAGCCUCGGCGGACCUCUCCCCGAUUGGUCGAGCCUCGGCGGACCUCUCCCCGAUUGGCCGAACCGCCAACACGGGGGACCUCUCCCCGAUUGGCUGAGCCUCGGCGGACCUCUCCCCGAUUGGCCGAGCCGCGGGCGGCCAAGCGCAGAGCCCCUCCCCCUCCUCUAGCACCGCCCCCUUACUCCCUGGCCACACCCCCCGUUCGCGCGGCCCCGCCCCUUUGCUCAGUGGCCACGCCCCCACGACGAGUGGCCCCGCCCAUACCCCUGAUCGCCACGCCCCCUCGCGUGUUGGCCAAUGGGGCGGUGGCCACGCCCAUUCUGUGCGUAGCUCCACCCCGUGGCGGAGUGGCCCCACCCCCCAAGCCCUUCCCCCGCACGCUGAUGUAGUGGAAGAGGACAAUAGGUGACGUUUCAGGCCAUGGGCCUUCUGCAGAGCACACAGAGAGGCGAGACACUCACCACUACACAGAGACCCAUAGACUCACCACUACCACACA
Molecule: messenger RNA, 2479 nt
Organism: Petromyzon marinus (sea lamprey)
Lineage: Eukaryota; Metazoa; Chordata; Hyperoartia; Petromyzontiformes; Petromyzontidae
Source: RefSeq, a predicted model, not a curated record